AUGACGGAGAAACCCCUGCUUCUGGAGCUCACCACUCCCAAUGGCCAUACCUACGAGCAGCGCCUAGGGCUCUUCAUCAACACCGAGUUCGGACAGGGCACCGGGGCUCCCAUCACGGCGAUGGAUCCAGCGUACGUGGUACUCAGCUUGCAAUGGAUCCACCACAUAGUUAACAAAGGCAGCACCGAAAUUGAGAUUGCAAGUGUCGCAGCGGCAUCCCUAGAUGAUGUAGACCGUGCCGUGAAAUGCGCCAGGAAGGCAUUGCAGAGUGAUGCCUGGAAGUUGCUUCCCGGCUUCGAGCGAGGGAAGCUUCUUCUCAAGCUUGCAGACCUGAUGGAGCAUCACAAGGAGGUCCUCGCAUCCGUCGUUCCGCUCCGCAUGCUAACCGUCGCAGGCCUCCCGUACACAUCCGCCCUCGGAGAGGACGUCCCCGGCGGCAUCGACGCCAUCCGCUACUUCGCCGGAUGGGCGGACAAGAUGCAAGGCCAGGCGCUCUACCCGACUCCCCAGCAGCUCGCCUACACCCUUCGGCAGCCCAUCGCGGUCGUCGCGCAGAUCAUCCACUGGAACAGCCCCAUCAUGAUGGCCGGCUGGAAGCUCGGCCCGGCGCUAGCCUACGGCAACGCCGUCGUACUCAAGGCCGCCGAGCAGACCCCGCUGAGUAUCCUGCUCCUCGCGCGGCUCGUCCGGGAGGCAGGCCUCCCGCCUAGCGUUGUCGACCUCCUCAACGGGCGCGGCGCCGAGGCCGGCGCGGGCCACGUCGAGCACCCGCUGGUGGACAGGGUCACCUUCACCGGGUCGGCGGCCACGGCGCGCAACGGUCAUGACCGCGGCGGCGCGCACGCUCAAGGACGUCACGCUGGAGACGGGCGGCAAGUCGCCGCUGCUCGUCUUCGCCGACGCGGACCUGGAGCAGGCGGCCAAGUCGGCGCAGGUCGGCGCCAUGGCGUACUCGGGCCAGAUCUGUACGUCGACGAGUCGUAUCCUCGUCGACCGGAAGGUGUACCCCGCGAGGGCGCCCAGAUGCUCGCCGGCGGCUCAGCAUGCCCCGUCGACGGGAAGGGCUACUUCCUCCAGCCGACCGUCCUCGUCGACGUCGAGCCGUCCAUGGCCAUCUACCGGGAUGAGAUCUCCGGGCCCGUCGGCGGUGGUCUGCUCGUUCGACGCCGAGGCGGACGGCGCUCGCGGCGGCCAGCGACACGCACCACGGGCUCGGCGCGGCCGUCUUCCCGCGGGACCUGGAGCGCGCGCACCGCGUGGCGGCGGCGAUCGAGGCGGGCAUGGUCUGGGUCAAUAGUAGCCAGGACUGCGACUUUCGCGUGCCCUUUCGGGGGCGUCAAGCAGAGCGGCGGCAUCGGGCGCGAGUUGGGCGAGGCCGGGCUGGAGGCGUAUACGCAGGUCAAGGCUGUUCACGUCAACAUGGGGAUGAUGUUGUAA
This is a messenger RNA of Cordyceps fumosorosea ARSEF 2679, 1437 nucleotides long. Its product is annotated as aldehyde dehydrogenase. NCBI's taxonomy places the organism in Eukaryota, Fungi, Ascomycota, Sordariomycetes, Hypocreales, Cordycipitaceae. The coding region runs from base 1 to 1437 and encodes 478 amino acids. The transcript has 3 exons. Gene Ontology annotation, molecular function: oxidoreductase activity, acting on the aldehyde or oxo group of donors, NAD or NADP as acceptor. The record is from RefSeq and is a predicted model, not a curated record.